UGGAGCUGGAAAUCUGACCAGGGCAUCUGGAGCCUGACCUCCUUUCUCACUUCACCAAGCAAGCCUCCCCUCAUCCCUACGGCCCCUGUAGAGCUGUCACUGCCACUGACCAUCCCAGCAGCUCACCAUGAAGUCCUGGGUCCUUCUCUGUCUGGCCCUGCUUUGGCUGGAGCUCCACAGCGGUGAAUGCCAACAAGCCAAGAAAAGAAAAGAGGCGGGGGACAACCGCAUCAGGCCGGGAGGGAAACGGGUGAAGUCGCGACCCACAAAAGUUAAGGAUGGAGGGCCCAAAGGUCAGUCCCUGCUGACCCAGGUCUUGGAUAAAGGCCGCUUCCUUCGCUUGGGUCAAACCGCGACUCUGACUCCUGGGAGGAACAUGGAGCUGCGCUGCAAAGGCAGCAACAUUGGAUGGUCCUACCCGGCCUACCUGGACACCUUCAACGACUCACGCCUCAGCAUCAAGCAGAGCGACAAGUACAGUCAGCUGAUCCUGACGUCCCCCUCUGCUGCUGACACUGGGGCCUACAGCUGCUGGGUGAUCAUGUGUGAUGGGACAGAGUGCGAGAAGGACCACGACCGCUCCUACGUCUCAUACAUCUACUUCACAGACAAAGAGAACCUCUUCGUCCCUUCCGCCAUCCACUUUGAGAUUGUGUACCUGCGCCCGGACGUCCCUGCUGUGGUGCCCUGCCGUGUGACCGACCCACAGGCCAAGGUGACCUUGCACAGAGAAGUCCCACCGGAGGAGAUCCCAGCCAACGAGACCCUGGUGACCUACGACCCCACCAGGGGCUUUGUCUUGCAGAAGCCCAAUCUGGAGCUCCGGGGAGUUUUCUACUGCAAGGCUGUGGCCAAGGGGACCCCUCAGAUCUCCACCAAGUACCAGCUCCUCUACGUGGAGGUUCCCAGUGGUCCACCGUUUGUGAGCCUACAGUCAUCUCCAGAGUCUGUGAGAGGAGGCGACAACAUGAACGUGACGUGCACAGUGCUGGGGGAGCCCGAGGUGGACGUGAGCUUCGUGUGGUCAUAUCCUGGUCAGGACCUGCGUCCCGUUCACAUCCUCACCUCCUGGCGGCUGGUUAACCGGGGAAUGGGUCACACCACACGGGUCUCCCAAAGUGUCAUGACCGUGGAGGACAUGGAGACCAUCGACUUUGGAAACUACGUCUGUAAAACCAAAAACCGGCAGGGUGAGACGAUCGUGACCGUCAACAUCAUCUCCAAAUAGUCUGACGCCGAGUAUCACGUUUGAUGGUGAAGUGUUUUCCUCAUGUUGUUCAGAUUUAAUUGGAACAAACCAAACAGUGAGACCACAUGAAAUCGCCAUGUUCUUAAGAAUGGAUGUAUGUUUAGACUGCACAUGGUAAUAAUAAAGAUUUGCUUUGUA
Messenger RNA from Limanda limanda (common dab), 1387 nucleotides. RefSeq names its product platelet-derived growth factor receptor-like (gene pdgfrl). The record is from RefSeq and is a predicted model, not a curated record. The transcript has 6 exons. NCBI's taxonomy places the organism in Eukaryota, Metazoa, Chordata, Actinopteri, Pleuronectiformes, Pleuronectidae. Bases 128 to 1228 code for a protein of 366 amino acids.